Messenger RNA from Corvus hawaiiensis (hawaiian crow), 2984 nucleotides. RefSeq names its product hydroxysteroid 17-beta dehydrogenase 2 (gene HSD17B2). The record is from RefSeq and is a predicted model, not a curated record. The coding region runs from base 80 to 1252 and encodes 390 amino acids. The transcript is spliced from 5 exons. Gene Ontology annotation, molecular function: oxidoreductase activity. NCBI's taxonomy places the organism in Eukaryota, Metazoa, Chordata, Aves, Passeriformes, Corvidae.
UAACACGCACUGCACUUAGCAAUACCUGCUUCCACCCAGCCGGGGGUGGGGCGUGAGUGCCGGCUUCUCCCCCCUGCCGAUGGAUGCUCUGGCCAGCAGCCCCCUUGGGUGGCUCUGCGCAGGUGUCUCCACGCUUGCUGGGGUCACCAUGCUCUGCACGGCCCAGAGGAGCCCGCAGGACAAAGCAAAGGUGCUGCUCUGGAGCCUCCUGCCCGCCUUGCUGGGGCUGCUGUGUGUGGCCCCGCUGGGGGCUGGCGGGGGGCUGGGGGUGUUCGUGGCCGUGUGCCUCGUCUGCUCCGUGUGCCUGGCGGACAGGGAGCUGCUGCCCGUGGGGGACAGAGCCGUGUUCAUCACAGGAAGCGACACUGGGAUUGGACAUGCACUGGCUAAAUACCUGGACAGCCUGGGCUUUGUUGUGUUUGCUGGGGUUUUGAACGAGGAUGGCCCUGGAGCUGAGGAGCUGCGGAGGACCUGUUCCCAGAGACUCUGUGUCCUGCAGCUGGAUAUCACCAAUGCCACUCAAGUGAAGGAGGCCUAUCUGAAAGUCUCAGAGAAAGUGCAAAACGCAGGACUCUGGGGUGUUGUGAACAAUGCAGGAAUCCUGGGCUUCCCUGCUGAUGGAGAGCUGCUCCCCAUGAGCAUCUACAGGCACUGCAUGGAGGUGAAUUUCUUUGGGGCUGUGGAGGUGUCCAAGACCUUUUUGCCGUUGCUCCGGAAAUCACAGGGGAGGCUGGUGAACAUAUCCAGCAUGGCAGGAGGCAUUCCACUACCGAUGUAUGCUGCGUACGGGGCAUCCAAAGCAGCUCUGUCCAUGUUUUCUGGAGUAAUGAGGCAAGAGCUUUCCAAAUGGGGCAUUAAAGUUGCAGCAAUUCAUCCAUCAGGCUUCAGAACAGGUAUCCAAGGCACAUCUGAGCAAUGGGAUAAGCAAGAGAAGGAGCUGCUGGAGAACCUCCCGGCAGACACCAGGCAGACCUAUGGAGAGGAGUAUUUCCUGGGGCUGAGGAAGUACCUCCUCGACAUGCCCUCCCACUGUGCCCCUGACCUUUCCCCUGUGCUGGAUGCUGUCCUGCAUGCUCUGCUGGCCAGGAGACCCCAGGGCCUCUACACCCCUGGCAAGGGGGCUUACAUCCCCUUCUGCAUCUUCUGCUACUUCCCCCUCUGGUUCUAUGACUUCUUCAUUAGUAAGAUGCUGAGUGCUGGCCCUGUUCCAAGGAAGCUGAGAACAUCACGAGAUGAAGGCAGGAACCUCUGAGGUGUCCACUGGUGUUUAUGUCACUGGAUGAGAUAGGUGGGAAGAACUCUCUAAGACACUGCUACUUAUUGUGCUGUCUUUGUUAAGUUGCAUUGACACUGCCUUGCAAAUCUUUGUGUUAAGAGCAAUGUUUGGGAAAAGCAGUGGAUAAACAUAAAUAGGAAGCUCUUCCCAGAUGGGGGCAUUUUUUGAGGAAUUUCAGUGUUUUUCUGACGUCUUUGUAUCCUGCUUUCUGUGCAAGGUACCUCAUGAAAUUAUGCAGCUCCUGCCUGCUUCAAAAGGCAUCAACAGCACACAGAGAGAUAUGUGACAUGUUUUUUUAAAGCAAAACAAAACCCCUUGAGAGUCAACAACCUUAAAUCUUGUAAGAAGUUAAAUAUAUUCCUAUUGUUGAAGAGACUUAGAGCUGUGUAAUGCAAGUCUUUUUCUCUUCAGCUUCAGCCUAAUAUGUUUGGGAUUUGGUGUUUUGGUUCUUUUGCUGUUGAAUCUGAGAAAUGAUUGUCCUUUUCCCCCCCAAGUUUUGUGAUGUAUAGUAUUAAAGCUUAUGAUGUGUUCUCUUUGCGAGAUUAAGCAACAUAAAUUUAGAUGGGGGGGAAAAAAAUGAAUGCAAACAGAUCAAGAUGUUUAUGAAUAAAUAUAUAUAUAUAAAUAAUUUCCUUCCUUCAGUAAUAGAAAUAGUCAUAGUGAGUGUAUCAGCUGCUAAUUUGAUCUGUCUGGGUCAUUCUGUGCAUUGCCUGUAUAUGCCUGUGCUUAUCUAAUUGUUACUAAACUCUAGUGUCACUUCUGCUUUUUGUACAAUUCCUUACUCAAGUCUGGGUUUACGUGGAACUCAUGUUUUUGCCCAUUUCUCCUGAUACCUUCUUACGUCUCUGCUUUGGGAUGAGUUUGUGCUCACUCAUCUAAGAUCAGUCAGUGAUUCAAGUGGCUUUGCUGAGCCCAGUGUCCAACUUCUGAUAGACUGGGGUCACUCCUCUUCCCUAAUUCCAUGCCAGGAGCAGCAGGUGCCCUCCCUGGUGCCCUUUACCAUAAACCCCUCACCAGUGGCAAGUGGUUGGGCAGCUCACCUGUAUUUUUCCUACCUUACUGCCUUUUUGCAUUGUCUGUCACAUCCCUGGGCUUUGAAGGCUGUGAUAUUUUGAAAGAAAUCCUCAUCCCCCUGCGUCCCAUGGUUUGGCCAUGUGUUCUGUCUUUUACAAGAUGCAUUUCUUUUCCAGUGAUGAAAAAUUAAAAGUGAUCCCAUUCUGGGCUUUAAAUGUAGACAUACCUUUUUCCUUUCCUUUCUGAGCAACUUCUAACUCUUCUGUCAUAAUCCUACGCUGUGCUGUGCUCUUGCACCCAACUGGCCAAAAUCACUAUUUAAUUUGCAGCUAUGGUAUUUAUUCCAUCACUACUGUGUCUGUCAGAUCAAUGCAAGACUCCUGUAAAUGCACAGAGGAUGCUCAGAGGGCUUGGGCCAUCAUUUGAAUCUGUGUCCAGUGGGGGAGUCCUCCUGUCCUGUACAUUUUGUCACAACUGCUGCUUUUGCUGCUGAAGUUUAUCACCUGCUGGGUUUGUAUCAGUGCCCUGAUUGCAGACUUUUGCUUUCCUUGGAGGAAGUGUGCUCAGUGUUUUGAACUCAGGAAAUCUGAGACUAAUUCUCUCUCUCUUUGCCAAUUUCUUCCUUUAUCUAUUUCCCUAAUUUUUUAUGUGUCACCAAAAACGUGUAAUAAAAAAAUAUAAUAUUUAGUAACCA